This is a messenger RNA of Asparagus officinalis (garden asparagus), 1346 nucleotides long. RefSeq lists its product as uncharacterized. The coding region runs from base 71 to 1069 and encodes 332 amino acids. The record is from RefSeq and is a predicted model, not a curated record. NCBI's taxonomy places the organism in Eukaryota, Viridiplantae, Streptophyta, Magnoliopsida, Asparagales, Asparagaceae. The transcript has 3 exons.
GCCCAGCCGAUGUGGGACGAAAAAGAACUGAACAAGCCAACGAAUUUCAUUAUAUAGUACAUAUAUACCCAUGACGGUCUCCUCCCUUUCCACUACUUUCUCUCUCCUCUCUCUGUCCUUCAACUCUCGUAAACCCAAACCCUCCUCGUUCCCUCUCCUCAGCUCGAACCCACUCCUCGCUCUCUACUCUUGCCCUUCUCCUUCUACAAUCUCCUCGGCUGGAUUCCAGGGAUCUGAGAUUUCUGGGUUAUCUCUGUUUUCUAUGGACGCUGAUGGGGAAAAGUUAAAUUCAUUGCAGCAUGAGGUACCAGCCAUCUCCCAGGAGAAGAUAACAAUAAAAAACAACAGUGGGGAGAAUCUUGUGGGGACUUUACAUGAUGUUGGUUCAAAUAAUCUAGUGAUAUUGUGCCAUGGGUUUCGAUCAUCCAAGGAAAGCAAGACUAUAUUAAGCAUUACUGAUGUUCUAACAAAUGAAGGAAUCAGUGUUUUUCGUUUUGAUUUUUCCGGAAAUGGGGAAAGCGAAGGCUCGUUCCAAUAUGGUAAUUUUUGGAGAGAAGUUGAUGACUUACGUGCUGUGAUACUAUAUUUAACUGGGCAGAAGCGUAAAGUUGAUGCUAUUGUUGGGCAUAGUAAAGGAGGCAAUGUCGUACUCUUAUAUGCUUCUAAGUAUCAAGAUAUUUCCACAGUCAUUAACAUUUCUGGACGCUUUGAUUUAAAAGGCGGAAUUGAAGGACGCCUUGGGAAGAACUUUAUGGAGAAAAUAAGAAAGGAUGGAUUUAUUGGCGUAACAGACAAAAAGGGAGAAUUUAUGUAUCAAGUGACGAAGGAAAGUCUGGAGGAUCGUCUUCGCACGGAUAUGCGUGCAGCAUGCUUGUCAAUUGAGCAAAGUUGCCGGGUCUUGACAGUUCAUGGUUCAGAAGAUGAAACUGUACCCUUUGAAGACGCUUUAGAGUUUUCUAAGCUCAUCAUCAACCACAAAUUGCAUAUCGUACAGGGGGCUGAUCAUAGAUACAUGUCCCAUCAAUUAGAGUUAGCUAAAACAUUGCUGGAAUUUAUUAGAUCUAAUUAAGUUGAAAAUGCAAAUAUAUUUCGAGACUGUGAAGAGGAUAUCAAAUUCGAGAUGGACUCCAUUAAUCUUCGAGAGAUACUGGAGGGGAAGAUUGUCUUUAAGGUUUGCUUGUUUUCUUUUUAGCUCGAAACUGUUCUUUGCCAAACGUAGACGAGUUUUCUUUUGUUCGCAUUUGGAAGUUCCCAUUAUCGUCUAAAUGCAAAAUUAUGUAUUGACACGUAUUCUAGAAUGACAAUACUUCCUUUAUUAUAUAUGCAAUAUUGUUCUGCUUUUUCUA